This is a messenger RNA of Linum trigynum, 7902 nucleotides long. Lineage: Eukaryota; Viridiplantae; Streptophyta; Magnoliopsida; Malpighiales; Linaceae. The record is from the annotation of a GenBank genome assembly.
CUAACCAAGAGGCGGCUGCCUCCACUCUCCCUCUCUCUCUCUCGGCCGAUUCUCUCGUCCUCUCCAGAACCAACCAAAAACCCUAACCCCGAUCCAAAUCCGCCGCCGCUCUCGUCUCUCGUCCCUCAUCUCUCUUCUUCGAACGAAACCGCCGCCAUCUUCUUCUUCUUCCUUCCCUACCAGAGAAUAAAAACCAAAAACCCUAGCCUAAAUAAAACCUCAAACAGCCGCCAUCAUUCCCUAAACCACUCGCCUCGUCCGAGCUACGAGGACGACGAGGAUGGCGACAUGCGCCGAUGGUGGUGAUAAAAUCGAGUUUUGAAGGUUUGUUUCCUUUUGCAUGUCCGUUUAAUGGUUUUAUUUGAUAUUUUCGGUUUGGAUUCGUUUACGACCUUGUUUUGAUUUUUUUUUUUGUUUAUCUUUGGGGUUCGACGAGGGGAGGAAAAGAGACGGCGGAAGGCGGCGACUGUGAGACGAUGGUAGUCGGUGACGACGGUGACAUGCGCCGCCAGCGAUGGCAAGAGUAAGGUUCGUUUCCUUUUUGAACGAUUUCUAUUUGCUUUCAGACUCGAUUUUCUAAGGUUUCAUAGAUCUGAUUCCUUUUUUUUUUUGUUUAUUUCCGUAAAACUGAACCGAGGCCGAAAUGGGACCCUCGAUCUACCGUCCCCUUUUUCGAUCUACUCUCUUUCGUAGAAACGAUGAGGAUGGUGAAGAGAUCUCGGUAAGAUAUUGUUUGCAUGUGGGAUUUUGUUUGAUUUUAGAUUCAAAAUUUAGGAUCUGAUAUUUUAUUUUGGUUUUUUUAUUUAUGCGAGGGUUUUGGUCGAGGAGAAUGUAGCGUUGGCCGGCGAGGUUUCCCGGCGGCGAUAGGCCGACGGCGACACAGGUAGGGUUUUUGUUUCGUUAUAUAUAUAUAUACAUAUAUUUUUUAAUUUAAUAUUCUUUCAAUUAAUUCUGACUUCUAUUCUUGUAUUGAUGCAGGUAAAAGAACAGAUCUAGGUAGGUCUCACUAUAACUCUUUUAAUUUGAGAUUUAGAGAUUUAAACUAGAAGGUGGAUUUUACUAUGAUAGGUCUAGACUAGAUGGGAUCAAGUAUGGGUAUUGGAAAACAAGGCUGUUAACGAAUUUGGCUAUCUGGAAUUUUGUUUUUAUUUUAAUGUUUUAGAUUAGUUGUGGCUAUUGAUAUGCUUAGAGUUUGUGAAAAGAAUUUCCUUUGAUAGAAAACUAAUUGACAUGAACUAGAAAUGCUAAUUUUGACUAAUAAUAAAUCACUUUUGCCUAUGAUUUUGCUGGAGAUCGGACUAAAUCAUUGCUUGUGAUUUUGAUUGGAUUGUUAUUUUGGUUGAUUUAAAAACUGGUUAGAGUUUGUGAAUCUGAAAUUUUAUUGCGUUAUGGUGUUGUUUUCGUUAGUUCAAGAUCUAGGUUGAUCCAUGGACUUCUAAAAAGUGAUUUUUUAUUGUAAAAUAAAUUUAGUAUUUAGUUGUACUUUAAUUCGCAUAUAUAUAUGGCUACGGGUGUGGGAAAUCAACAUGGCAGAAAGUUAAAGUGAAGCAUCCGAUUUCACUCAUGGUUAAGUUAAAUUGGCAUAAUAAUUAUAGCAUAGACAAAGCUAAUAAUACGAUUGACAAAAAAAACAACUUGGAUGAAGGAGCUUGAAGAAACUGAUAUGAGCAGAUCUUUGGUAAAUAGAGUGGAGCUUGUAAAAUAAAAGUCUUGCAUAAAAAUGGGCAAGUAGAUGGAUGAUUAUAACGUCAUUGGUAUUGUAAACUAGAUGAAAUGACAGAAGAUCGGAUUAAGAAGAUGAAACUAGAGUACUAAUACCAACCUGUUUGGAGUUUCUAUGGAGUCUUCUCCUUCAAACUUGUAAAUCUGCUCCUCGAUCUCGCAGUCCUUCCCCCGAAUUUUUGCCUAUGAGCAAGAAUUGCAGAAGAGUGUUUGAUCUCAAAUUCUAUUUCUGUAGGAGUGUUUUUUUGCUGCCUCCAAAAUCGUCCCCCUUCAAAGAGCCUGAAGAGCUCACUUAUACCAAACCAAACCACCACGUGUCACUACAUGAUUCGUCCAUUUUUUUAAUAUGACUUUGAAGAGUGUGCCUGGUCGGCUGUGGACAGGAUUUGGUUAGACCGAUUUGGUCAAGGUCGGUUUAUGGUUAUACUUUUCGGACCGAACUGGUUAGGCUGAGUUGGGCUUUGGGUUUUGGGCCGGCUUGGGCUUGGGCUUAAUCAGAUCUGUAAUUGGACUAACUGGUCUCUUCUCAUUUUUUCAGGUAUCUGGGCUUCGUUGAUUGAAAAAGUUGGGCCAGUGGACCAGGUUCAUGCCUCAAGGCCCAAGUGCUUCUCUUUUUGAAAUUAUAUAUGUACAAAUCAAAUUGCAUAGCCCAAAUUUUGUAGAGUUAGCAUUAGUCAUUUAAUUUUUGCUUUAUUCAGAGUACCCAAGUUGAACAAUGUAUCAACUUUGAAUUUUUUAUAAUAAAGCUCAUUCCGCUAUUCAAUUUGUCCCAUUACCAAUACCAGAUCCAAAUCCAACUCGAGCAACCAAAUUUGCACUAUAGUCAUUUCUCCCUUCUAAAUGAGAAUUUAUAUUUAAGAUUCACCACUGCUAAUCUUAACUUAAACUGAUCCUAUCUUAACUAACUAUGCCCUAGAAUCGACUAGGAGCAAAUUUGAUAAUUGUUGAUUCAUAUUGACUUGCAACUGCUAGUCUCAACCAAACUAUCUUCAACUUCUAUUUAAAUAUAAUUGUAGUAUGACGUGACAAAAUUAUUUUCAAUAAAACAAUUAUCUCGGACAAAAUGUGGUGUCUACAGAUGUACCAAAUUGGCAAAUUCUAUAUCAUCAGUCAUCUAACUAUCCUCCUAUAAUUUUAUUUAUCCCCAAACCCGUGAUUUGAUGAUCUAUUUCACAGUGCCCAUUCACGAACUCGUGGUGUAUCCUUUUCGUCUUUGCUCUCUAGAUCUCUGACGGCACCGCAUGUAUUCCUUUCUCCCACGAAGAAGCGGGUCAUCGUCUUCGAGCCAAAGCUGUUGAUUUGGCUAUAACUUGUUUCAUUUUGCUUUGUUCAUAGAGAUAAAAAUCUCUCUAAUAAGUGAUCUAUGAAAUAUAAUUUAUGAACUUUGAUUUUCGAUGCUCUGAUUUUUAGUUUGAGCUACAAUUUUUGGGUUUUGGAAGUUUGUAGUUUCUGUAAAAUAAUUGUGAAGCAAAAAUAUCAUUCGUACUUUCGCUCUCGUUGUAGGAAAUUUGAAAUGAGACAACAAUUUUCUCAUUUUUGUAUUAUAUAUUGUGUAAUGUGUAGAGUGUAUAUAAAGACAUGUCCUUUCCCCACAAAUUCAUUAGCACAUUAAGAAAUGGUGAAAAUGAACAAACUUAUUAAAAUCCUAAUGAUUGUUGGAUCCAAUCAUGUCAAAAUAAGAAGAGGUUUAAAAUUGGACGGUUAGUCGAACUAAAAUGUUCAAAGAAACAGUCUCAUAUAGUUUACACAAAGAUAAGAAUACAAUUGUCUCAUUGUAGAUCUAAAAAUUUAUACUAAUUUAAGAGUUAUACAUCACUUUUACAUAUCCAAUACUGCAAUUCGAUAUGGAAUAUUCGAACCAAUGAUAUUUGGGCCACGAUUUUAAAGUUAUACCCUGUACAUAAUUUUUAUAGGAAUUUAAUUAAAUAUUAAACAAUAAUUAAAAUGAGGAAUUUGACCUCUGUUAGUCACACAAAGUUUCAACACAAAUGCAUGUUUCUCUAAUAAUUUUUGCUUCUUAUUUGUAUGAGAUGAGGUCGGCUGGCUCUAUGACUGUGCAGCUUGAGAAAAAUGAAAUUUACUAUUGCGGAAUUAUGAUGACUUUUGAUGUGGUUGGGUCUUGUAUCGUAGGCUCUUGAAUCUAAAGCAAGAAGAAGAGACGAUGGGAUAGCCGAACAUGGUCUGUGAUGUUUCAUGUUGAAGUGGCCCGGUGCUCGAAUCAGUUGGUUAAAUCGGUCUGAUUUCCCGCUAAGAUAAACUUGACUUUGACCGAGCCUGAAUAGACAACCAAGUGGGCCUUCGGCACCCGCCGAGAUACUCAUGUUUAGAUAGAAUUGGUUUGACCAACAGAGUCAUACUCGAAUUGACAAUCAUGGUUAUGACUCUUGUACGUGUUUGAAGAUACAUGAGUUCAAAUUUCAAUACUUGUUUAUUUUCUAUACAAAAUAAAAAUAAAUAAUGGUGAAGACAAAAAUGUCAUUCAUACUUUUGCUCUCGUUGUAGAUAAUUUGAAAUGGGAGAGAAUUUUAUCAUGCCAGUAAUAUAUGUUGUGUAGAGUGUAUAUGUAGACAUGUCCUUGCUCUACAAAUUCACUUUAAUACAUAAAAAAAAGCGUGGACCAAGAAAUCGGAUAGUACUGGCCAGUUGAACUGGUAAAACCGAAAACCGGACCAUGUACGAUACGGUAGGUGGUUUGUGGCCAGAAUAUCGCGUCGGUCGGUUUAUCCAGUUUAAACGGCACAAUACGAAAUACCGCCCGGUUUUGGUCUAACCGGGGGUAGGCUUUUGGGGAGGGAACGUCGUCAUUUUUUGAACCAAAUUAAAAAAUAAAUCGGCCGAAGGACAAAAUUGAAAACCCUAAUCUCUAGGGCAAAUCGACUGAAACGAAAAAACAGGAGCACUCUGUUCUUUCUUCCCAGCGGCUGCCGACCAGGGAACCCCCGUCACUCCUCUUCUCCUAUGGCAACCGGCGACCAGGAACCGCCGAGCCGUGACCAGCAACCCGCGACCAGCAGCGAGGCGACCCACGAUCCCUGCUUUACUCCGCUCCAGCGACCGCCGACCUGACUGGCGACCAGCGAUCCCUGCUCCGCUCCGCUCCUCCUCUCCGCUCCUCCUCAGAUGGCGCGCCUCUCCCUCCCCUUCUCAAGAAGGCGUCGCGUAGGAUAGAGACUUCUGACUGCUCAAGAACGCGACAGGCAUAGGUAAGAAAAAAUUAGAGAGUUUUUGGAAAAAAUAGACUGCUCAAGAACGCCUGGGAGACUGCUCAAGAACGCUGAGUUUUUUUAUCAGAGAUGUUUUAACUUAUUUGAAGUAUAAUGCUGAGUUUUUUGUUUCCAAUGUUCUGCCAUUUAUUCUAAUGAGAAUUUUGGUUGUUUUGGCAACAAUGACCAGUGGAGAAGAAGCCCGAAGGUUACCGUAAAGGGUGUACGAAGCAAAAGUGAUCCAAUUUGGGCUCAUUGUUCCUUGCAUCAGGAUGGAAAAGUGGAGGUACUCACUUGUCUCUAUUGUCAAAAAAAAAUUUAGAGGCGGAGGAAUCACUAGAAUGAAAAACAUCUAGCUGGUGUUAGUGGGGAUAAUGCAAUAUGCUCAAUGGUUCCUCCUAAGGUGAGCGAAAAUAUGAAUAAGCUUUUGACUACUUAUGAAACUAGUAAGAAGAAAUCUGAACUUGUUAAAACUAGAUUUAAAGAACCUCGUUAUACAAAUUCUUCAAGUGCACAAGAUGAUGGAAAUAGUGCUAGAAUGAAAAAAACAUCUAGCUGGCGUUAGUGGGGAUAAUGCAAUAUGCUCAAUGGUUCCUCCUGAGGUGAGAGAAAACAUGAAUAAGCUCUUGACUACUUAUGAAACUAGUCAGAAGAAAUAUGAAGUUGUCAAAACUAGAUUUAAAGAACCUCGUGAUACAAAUUCUUCAAGUGCACAAGAUGAUGGUAAUAGUGCUAAAAGAGUUGCUCCUAAUGUGUCUACGGGUUCGAUUGACACUUUCUUUGCUCCACGUUCAUCUUCCGGUAGUCAACCGGGAAUAAAGAGUGCCUUAGCAACUAAAGAAGUUGUAUUAUAUGUGGAUCGAGCAUGGGCUAGCUGGUUCUAUGAUGCACGUGUUCCUUUAGAAGCAAUUAAAUCUCCACAAUUUAAAAUAGCAUUGGAUGUUUCUAUGACUCUUGGUCCUGGACUCGUGGUUAUGGUGGUCCUACAUAUUAUGCUUUGAGGUUUACUUUGUUGGAUAGCAUUGUAAAAGAAUGUCAGCUAUUGAUUGAGAAUUUGAGAUCUCAUUGGAAGGAAUCUGGAUGCACUAUUAUGGCGGAUGGUUGGACGGAUAAUAGGCGUAGAUCCUUAAUCAAUUUUCUUGUUUAUUCUCCUGAUGGAACAUGCUUUGUGAAGUCCAUUGAUGCUUCUGGUUUGGUCAAUAGUAGAAGAAACUUGUUUAAGUUAUUCUGUGAGGUCAUUGAUUGGGUUGGAGCUGAGAAUCUUGUUCAUCUGGUGACCGAUAAUGCAUCCAACUAUAAAUUAGCAAGGACAAUGAUACAUGAGCAUUAUGGUCAUAUAUAUUGGACUCCUUGUGUUGCUCAUACCCUUAACUUGAUCUAAGUGACAUUGGAUCUAUGUCUCAUGUUAAGAAGCUUGCAUAUCGAGCUACCAAGGUCUCAAAAUUUGUUUACAAUCAUGGUCCAAUUUAUUUAUGGUUGAAGACAAAGGAGAAUUGGAAAGAAAUAGUGAGACCUGGUGCUACUAGAUUUGCUACUACAUUUAUGGGUUUGCAAAGUACUUUUGAGCACAUGCAUGAUUUGGAGGAACUGGUGAUUAGUGAGUUCUUUAGAGAAAUUUAUCUUUCAAGUACUAAGGAUGGAAAGGAUGUGAAGGCAAUUGUACUCGAUCACCAGUUUUGGGUUAAUUGUGACUUCAUUGUUAAGUUGACAGCUCCAAUUGUUAAGUUGCUUUAAGUUAUGGAUUCAGAUAGUAAACCAGCAAUGGGGUAUGCGUAUGAUGGGAUGGCUAGGGUGUCAAAUGCUAUUAUGAAUGUUUGUGGAGAUAAGGCGAAGAUGUACAAACCAUACAUGGAUAUCGUUAUUAGGAGAUGGGAUAAGUACUUGAGCCGUGAUUUGUUUAUGGCAGCUCACUAUCUUAAUCUGGCUAUGAAGUAUGUUGAUGAUUGGACAUAAUAUAGGGCGGUUACAUUUGGACUUCUUAAUCUUCUUGAGAACUCGUCUUUAUGUCCUGAUAAUAGUGUGGUGGUGGCGGAGAUGAAUUUGUAUGCUGAAAGGUCGGGAAACUUUGGGAGGAAGAUGACAAUAGAUUCUGUACAGAAACAACAACCAGGUAAUUGAUAUCACUUGCAUUGAAGUUCUUCUAUUUAUUACAAUAUUUAAGAAACUAACACCUAUGUUUUAUAUGUAGAUAAGUGGUGGAAAUGGUUUGACAUUGAUGCUCCAAAUAUUCAUAAGUUGGCUAUUCGAAUUCUUAGCCAAACUGCUUCUUCUGGUUGUGAACGUAAUUGGAGUGUCUUUGAACGUGUGCAUACCAAAAGAAGAAACAAAUUGCAGCAUAAAGUGCUUAGUAACUUGGUGUUUGUGAAUUACAACUUGAGAUUACAGAAUAUGUAAUGAUUUGAAUUAUAGAACUUGUGUUGAAUUCAUACUUUAUAGGCUUAUUAUUGAAUUGAAUUAUUUUAUGUUUUCUACUUUGAUUAGGGAGUAUUAUACCAAGAACAACAAAGAAUCAUAUGAUCCAAUAAGCCUUGAAAGCAUUGAUUCUACUGUUACUAGUCACUGGUUGUCAGAAGGGGAAGAAGGUUCAUCUUCUAGGGAAAAGGAAUUGGAUAUUGAUGAGCUGGAUCGAGCUUUAGAAGAUGAAGGUUUGUUUGUAAAUCAAUUAUGUAUGAUAUGAAUUCUAAUAUUAAUAAAUGGUUUUGAACCAACGUCAUAUCAAACUAAAUCUCAUCUUAUGAUUAUUGGAUCCAUGUCAAAUUAGCAAAAGGUCUAAGGCUAUUGGUCAACCAGGCUGAAAAUUAAUACUAGUUUAAGAAUUAUAUAUCGCUUCCAAAAUGUUCAAUACUUCAAUUCAAUAUGCAAUAUUCAAUAUCCAAAUAAAUUAUAUAUGAGUUUAAACCCUUUCUCAAAAAAGUUAGACUAAAAAAUCCCCCCCCCCCCCAACACGCACAUUUGCAAAGAAAUACUAAAUUCCAAU